This is a messenger RNA of Oryza brachyantha (malo sina), 1641 nucleotides long. Its product is annotated as probable ADP-ribosylation factor GTPase-activating protein AGD11. Gene Ontology annotation, molecular function: GTPase activator activity; phospholipid binding. Bases 341 to 1528 code for a protein of 395 amino acids. The record is from RefSeq and is a predicted model, not a curated record. NCBI's taxonomy places the organism in Eukaryota, Viridiplantae, Streptophyta, Magnoliopsida, Poales, Poaceae. The transcript is spliced from 9 exons.
CCGGUGGCGCGGCGCCCCAUGUGAAUCACCCCCUCAAGGCUCCAGUGCCUAUUCUUGGACAGCUGCUAGCUGCUUUGCCCCCCAACCGAAACAAAGAGAGAAAGAGACAGAGAGAGAAAGAAGAGCGAAAAGGGGGAGAAAAAAAGGAGGGAGGGAAGAAGGCACACGCAACGAAUUCGACCAACCAACCUGCCUCCAAUCGAUCGAUCGAUCGCUAACAAAUCCUUCUGGUGUUCAAGCUCAACACACCCGGCCGGCCCCAUCAACUUGAUCGAUCGGGGUUUCCCCCCAGCGGAACGGAUGAUCGAAAAUCUGGCGUGCUGAUGGUUCGCCGCCACCAAUGCAGCAGGUGAAGACGAAGGAGGCUGAGGAGGGGAGGAUGGAGGAGAACAAUCUUCUGCAUUUUCUCGAUAGCCCCAACGCACAUUACAGAAGGAAAUGUGAAGAAUACGGAUCCCGGUCCCGGCAUGAUGGAGAUGCCCAUUUCGAUGCAUCAGAUAUGGACCUGGCUAAUGCAAGUGAAAGAUUGGAACAUCUGUUGAAACAGCCUGCCAACAAGUUCUGUGCAGAUUGUGGGACCCCAGAUCCAAAAUGGGCGGCCUUGCCCUUUGGUGCGUUAAUUUGCAUAAAAUGCUCUGGAACCCAUAGAAGUCUUGGAGUACACAUAUCAAAGGUGAUUUCAGUAAAUCUAGACGAGUGGACAGAUGAAGAGGUCAACUGUUUAGCCGGUUCAGGUGGAAAUGCUAGGGUGAACACACGAUAUGAGGCCUUUUUGCCAGACAACUACAAAAAGCCCAGACAUGAUUGCACGACAGAGGAGCGUUCUAAUUUCAUUAGGAAAAAGUAUGAGCUUCAACAGUUCGUGACUGAUCCACAGUUUUCAUGCCCUUUACGAGUGAAUACCAAACACCCAGCAGACAAGCAUCAGCAGCAGCAAAACUGCAGUGUACGACAUGGUUUUGGCCAUCCUUUUAGGAAUAGCUGGAGAAGAAAGGACACAGAUCACAAAGGACUAAAGAAAAUGACUGAUGUGGGCAUGGUGGAAUUUGUUGGAUUAAUUAAGGUUGAUAUCAGACGGGGCACAAAUCUUGCUGUUCGUGAUGUGAUGUCAAGUGAUCCGUAUGUUAUGCUUAACUUAGGACAUCAAUCCAUGAAAACCAGGGUGAUAAAGAACACCCUGAAUCCUGUAUGGAAUGAAAGGCUAAUGCUGUCGAUCCCUCACCCGGUGCCGCCUCUUAAAUUGCAAGUGUUCGACAAGGACACAUUCAGCUCCGACGACCGGAUGGGGGACGUGGAAGUCGACAUCCAGCCGCUCAUCGCCGCCGCGAGAGAGCACGAGAGCUCGGCCGCCGUCGCCGGCUCGGUGGAGGUGACGAAGCUGCUGGCGGUCGACGACGGCACGCUGGCCAGGGACAGCGUCAUCUCCGUCGUCGACGGCAAGGUGAAGCAGGAGAUCUCGCUGAGGCUCCAGAACGUGGAGCACGGGGAGCUCGAGAUCGAGCUCGAGUGCGUCCCGCUCAGCCAGUAGCAGUAGUAAGCUAGACGGAGACGGUGUAUUUUGCUGGAGCAUUUUUACCAUCUUUAAAAAAAACUUCAGAUAUCAUAUUUUUAGUGUAAAAAUUUAGUAUCUUAAGGUAUCUU